UUCUUUUUCUUUCUUUCUUUCUUCCUUUCUUUCUUUUUUCUUUUUCUUUUUCUUUCUUUCUUUCUUUUUUCUUUUUCUUUUUCUUUCUUUCUUUCUUUUUUCUUUUUCUUUUUCUUUCUUUCUUUCUUUUUUCUUUUUCUUUUUCUUUCUUUCUUUCUUUUUUCUUUUUCUUUUUUUCUUCUUUUUUCUGGCAUUAGAGCCUACAUCUUCAGAAUUCUGGUAUGUGCUGAGACAUCCAGCAACGUGAACUGAACCACUACUGGAUUCUUACGUUUCCACUGGCAGACAGCCAUCGAUGUCUGGGUGGCCCAGAGCUGCUGAGACAUUGUAAUAAACCCAUUCUCUACAUAGAGAUUCAUUUUGUCGGGUCUGUUCAUCCAAAGAACCUUUACUAAUACACCUGUUUUUCAUUUUGGUUUUGUUUUGGUUUUGAAUCUUCUCACUCAGGAAGAUAUGCUGGCUAAUAAUACUGCUCAACAGUGUCAUCUGUUUCCUGCUUUUCUUCUGUCAUUCGCAUACCUACCAGGUGAGAAGUAGCUGCAGUUUAUCUAAAGUCACAAAACAAAACUCGUUUUAAUUGUUAAUAUUCUGGGAACCCUUCCACUUGUGGGACAAAUUGACAACUCCACUGCAAAUUCAGUAAAGAACUCUGCAAGCUAUCUAUCCUGAUUCCAGGAGGAAGAAGUGCCAGGUAUACUCCUACAUUGCUACUUGGUGAAUUCAGCUUCACUGUCCCUAAGAGAAGGAGCUGGCAGCUGAGCUACGGGGGGCUGAAGUGGUGGGUCCUCCCCCGGGACUAGGCGGGAAGACAGUCGGGUAGGCUAUUGGAAGGCAGGCACAAGUGCUAGAGUAUGCAGCCUCUGUAGAUCUGCAAAAGUUUUGGCCAUGGACAAGAAACCUGGGCGGGAAAACUUUAUCCUGUGUUCCUUUAAGACACAAAAACCCUAAGGGAGGUGUUCGUGUCACUCAGGACUCACUGACCAAUCAGAGCUCCAGGCGGCUCUGCCAGUAAGCCCACAAGGAGGGUUCUUCCGGAUGCCAUGUUGCGAGUUCCCUGUAGCUGAGAGGUCUUGAAUGGUUCUGUGUGAUGUGCUCUGAGCCCUGCUGCUGGGUGCUGUGAGGCGCGCACAGGCAAGCUCCCGAAGUUGCGACAUGGUGAGCACAGAGUCACUCACUGCCCACAAAAGAGAGAAGCAGGCAGCCGAGCCUCGAAAGCUGAAAUAGUGAGCCCUCCCGGAGGCUGGGUCAGAAAACAGCGGGUAGGCUACUGGAGGACAGGCACAAGUGCUACACUGUGCGCACAGCGUCACUGCACUGCGCACAGCGGGGAAGAGCAGACAGCUGAGCUGAAGCGGGUGGUAAGCAGCCUCCAGAUGCAGCACCCGUGAGAGCCUUUGUGGUCCCAGACACUCCCUGAACCCAGUGGUGUCCUCUGAAUAACUUCGCCGUGGGAGUUUUAUCUAUGCAAAGCAUUUAGAACAGGAACUUGCAUAUAGAAACAUCAUUGUCAGAAUACCAAACUUAGUCUCAGUUUCUCUAGUGUCUUCUACAAGUUCUGCCCUUACCAUUUAACAUUUUGAUGUAAGAUACAUUUGGAAUUAACUUUGGAGGUUGUAAAAGGCAUCUCAUGUGUUGGGUAGCACUGCAAUAUUAUGCUGUGAUGUAGAAAAAUAGAAUUGAUGAUUAAAGGAUUUGCCAAUCCUUAGGAAAUAGUGACACAAACUGGGAUUUAGCUGAGAGAACUGCCUCUAAAACACCCACCCUACAGAAGAGUCAUAUGCUUACCAGGCAUAGUUUAUUCACCAGGAUUGUCCAGAUGUUUGGCUCCAAACCAUAACAAAGGAGACAGCUCUGAUUUACAAUCAACCACUAGGCCCAUCCUCAUAUCAAAGGGCAGGCCUCUAACAAGCUUUUAGAGGGGGCAUGACAGGGUCACAACCAACAUUAAGGCCUGGUGUGCCAUAAAGGUCCUGUUUGCUAUUGAGAAAAACAUAGUUUUGCGACAUGGGCCAGACUACACCUGGUGACAACCGUUUGAAACAGAAAACAUUGUCCUGUUGAGGGCUGGCCAGAUUAAGCAAGUCUUUCCCUGAGGCACCUCAUGUAUGGAGAAGGAACAUAGCUCUUUCUAAACCCAGGAAGGCCUAUAUCUUGUCAGCUCCCCUAAGCCCCAGUGUACUGAGAAUAAAAUAGAGCUCCUUCCCUAAAUCCAGGGAUAAGCUUGGGAGAGCUGGUAAUGGUCUAGGGCCAGGCCUUUGGUGAGGGGUUGCUUGAGAUCCUCAGAACCCAACUCUUACCACCACAUGGGCCUGUGGCUAGACUUCUGGUCUCCGGUCCAUAAAGAUUUAUUUAUUUAUUUUAUGUAUAUGAGUACACUGUAGCUGUCUCCAGACACACCAGACGGGGGCAUCAGAUCUCAUUACAGAUGGUUGUGAGCCACCAUCUGGUUGCUGGGAUUUGAACUCAGUACCUCUGGAAGAGCAGUCAAUGUUCUUAACCGGGGAGCUAUAUUUACUCCAGCCCCAGUCCAUAUUUAAAUUGGUCAAAAUAUAACCUAGGGCCUGAAUCUAAAAAAAAAAAAAAAAAUAAGGAUGACAGCAAAUGUGGAAUACACAAUCUGUUCUCAGCUGUCUGAGCAUUCGCCAGCACUGCAUGCUGUCACUGAAGAGAUUUUCCUUAAUCUUUCAGCUGUGUGUUGAGCAAUUUCUCCUUGGGAAGGCAUAUUAAUUCUAGAACAGCUGGAUCUUCAGCCUUUUAGAAAAAUGUUUCUGAGACAAGCUAUGUUGAUUCAGGUCGCCUUGAUUCCAGUGUGUUGCUUCCUAGGGCAAUGAUCUUGCUUUCCACUUAAUGAAAAUUCCUAAAUUCUUUAAAGGGCUGUACCACACCAGUGUUUGAAAAUUAUUCAAUUGAGUCAAGGAAUGAACUGUCCAUUUCAGUAACAGGAGCAGGAUUUACAUAUGGAGUAUGGCAUCUGCCUUUUGACCAGAAGAAACAGUUUACUGUGUACACUUCAGAGUGAAACUGGGUAGGCAGUAGCUAGAUCGCAGACUAAAGUUUAAGAGAGUCUGCUGCAAGGAUCACCAUUAUGAAGGACCUAUUUGUUUUUCCAGUUAUAUUUAUUACCUUUUAAAUUUCAUUUUCUUUAUGUAUUUAUGUGCUAAUCUCUUAUUUGUUUGUAUUCUCCAAUGCUUCUCAGUCAUUAAGAAUUUCAUUCUUUUACUCAGGUCUUUCAUAUUUGUUUCUGUUUAGAUCAACAACUCCUGUAGCUGAACCUUUCCUCAUGCUGUGUAGUUAAGGUUUAUUUUGAACACUUAAUCCUACCUCUGCUGCCCAGGGCCUAGACAGAUGACGAUGCAACUCCUUUCAGGCUGAGUGCUGACUGGUCAGUGUGAAGGAGAAGACACCAGUGAAUAAGUGUACUUUAACCCCCAGAUUUUGGGGGGUAAGUACAAAUGAAAAGGGACCUAUAUAAGAACUAAGUUCACUGACCACUUUUUAAAAAUAUUUUUAAAUUUUAUUUUUCUUGAAUAUUUUAUGUAUUUACAUUUCAAAUGUUAUCCCCUACCCCCCUUCCAUACUCUCCACCCUCCCCCAGCUUCUAUGAGGAUGCUCCCACUCCCACCCACCUACUCCAACCUCAACGCCCGGGCAUUACCCUACAUUUCGGAAAGGAGCCUUCACAGGACCAAGGGCUUUUCCUCCUAUUGAUGCUGGACAAUGCCAUCCUCUGCUACAUAUGCGGCUGGAGCCAUGGGUCCCUCCAUGUGUACUCACUGGUUGGUGGUUUAGUCCCUGGGAGCUCUAGGGUUCUGGUUGGUUGAUAUUGUUCUUCCUCUGGAGUUGCAAACCCCCUCAGCUCUUUCAGUUUUUUCUCUUAACUCUUCCAUUGAGAUCCCCUUGUUCAGUCCAGUGGUUAGCUGCAAUCAUCCUCAUCUGUAUCAGUAGGGCUCUGACAGAGCCUCUCAGGAGACACCCAUAUCUGGUUCCUGUGAGUAAACACUUCUUGGCAUUAGCAGUAGUGACUGGGUUUGGUGGCUGCAUAUAGGAGGAAUCCCCAGAACACUUCUUUAGGUGCUUUUGCCAUUUGAUAUUCCUCAGUUGAAUUUUUUCUUUGGCUCUGUACCCCAUUUUUAAUGGGAUUAUUUGGUUCUCUGGAAUCUAACUUCUUCAGUUUUUUGUAUAUAUUAGAUAUUAGCCCUCUAUCAGAUGUAAGAUUAGUGAAGACCUUUUACCAAUCUGUUGGUUGUUGUUUUAUCCUAUCGACAGUGUCCUAUGCCUUACAGAAGCUUUGAAAUUUUAUGAGGUUCCAUUUCUCUUGUGUUGAUCUUAGAGCAUAAGACAUUGGUGUUCUCUUCAGGAAAUUUUCUCCUGUGCCUAUGUGUUCUAGGCUCUUCCCCCACUUUCUCUCCUAUUAGUUUCAGUGUAUCUAGUUUUAUAUGGAGGUCUUUGAUCCACUUGGAUUUGAGCUUUGAAAAUGAAGAUAAGAAUGGGUUGAUUUUCAUUCUUCUAUAUGCUGACCUCCAGUUGAACCAGCACCAUUUGUUGAAAAUGCUGUCUUUUUUCCACUGGAUGCUUUUAACUCCUUUAUCAAAAAUCAAGUGACCGUAGGUGUGUAGGUUCAUUUCUCAGUCUUCAAUUCUAUUCCAGUGAUCUACCUGUCUGUAUCUGUGCCAAUACCAUACAGUUUUUAUCACUGUUGCUCUGUAAUAUUGCUUGAAGUCAGGGAUGGUGAUUUCCCCAGAAGUUCUUUUAUUAUUGAGUAUAGUUUUCGAUAACCUGGGUUUUUUUGUUAUUCCAAAUGAAUAUGCAAAUUGCUCUUUCUAACUCUAUGAUGAAUGUAGUUGGAAUGUUGAUGGGGAUUGCAUUGAAUCUGUAGAUUGCUUUUGGCAAAAUGGCCAUUUUUAUUAUAUUAAUCCUGCCAAUCCAUGAGCAUGGGAGAUCUUUCCAUCUUCUGAGAUCUUCUUCAAUUUCUUUCAUCAGAGACUUGAAGUUCUUGCAUACAGAUCGUUCACUUACUUGAUUAGAGUCACACCAAGGUAUUUUAUAUUAUUUGUGGCUAUUGUGAAGGGUGUCAUUUCCCUAAUUUCUUUCUAAGCAUAUUUAUCCUUUGAGUAGAGGAAGGCUACUGAUUUGUUUGAGUUAAUUUUAUAUUAAGUCACUUUACUGAAGUUGUUUUUCAGCAAUGGGCAUUCUCUGGCAGAAUUUUUGGGAUCCCUUAAGUAUACUAUCAUAUCAUCUGCAAAUAGUUGUAUUUUGAUUUCUUCCUUUCCGACUUGUAUUCCUUUGACCUCUUUUUGUUGUCUACUUGCUCCAGAUAGGACUUCAAGUAUGAUAUUGACUAGGUAAGGAGAGAGUGGGCAGUCUUGUGUAGUCCCUGAUUUUAGUGGCAUUGCUUCAAGUUUAUUUCCAUUUAGUUUGAUGUUGGUAGUGGUUUGCUGUAUAUGGCUUUACUGUGCUUGGUAUGGGCCUUGACUUCCUGACCUUUCCAAGACUUUUAACAUGAAGGGGUGUUGGAUUUUAUCAAAUGCUUUCUCAGCAUCUAAUGAAAUAAUUCUGUGGUUUUUUUUCCUUUGAGUUUGUUUAUAUAUUGGAUUAUGUUGAUGAAUUUCCAUAUUUUGAAACAUUCCUGCGUCCCUGGGAAGAAGCCUACUUGAUCGUGGUAAAUGAUUGUUUUGAUGUGUUCUUGGAUUCGGUUUGUGAGAAUUUUUUUGAGUAUUUUUGCAUCAAACUUCAUAAGGGAAAUUGGUCUGAAGGUCACUUUCUUUGUAAGGUCUUUGUGUGAUUUAGGUAUAAGUGUAGUUGUGGCUUCAAAGAAUGAAUUAGGAAGUAUUCUUUCUGUUUCCAUUUUGUGGAAUAGUGUGAAGAGUAUGCACUAAACCCAUCUGGUCCUGAGCUGCUUUUGGUUGGGAGAUUUUAAUGACUGCUUCUAUUUCUUUAGGAGUUAUGGCACUGUUUAUAUGGUUUAUCUGAUUUUGAUUUAACAUUGGUACCUGGUACCUGUCUUGAAAAUUGUCCAUUUCAUCCAGAUUUUCUAGUUUUGUAAGUAUAGGCUUUGGUAAUAGUAUCUGGCAAUUUUUUUGAAUUUCCUCAGUUUCUGUUGUUUCCGUUUCCCUUUUCAUUUCUGAUUUUGUUAAUUUGGAUACUGUCUCUGUGCCCUCUGUUUAGUCUGGCUAAGGGUUUAUCUAUCUUGUUGAUUUUCUCAAAGAACCAGCUCCUGUUUUUGUUGAUUCUUUAUAUAGUCUUUUUUUGUUUGUUUGUUUAUUCUUGGUUGACUUCAGCCCUAAAUUUGAUUGUUUUGUUCUAGAGCCUGCAAAUGUGCUGUCAAGUUGCUAGUGUAUGCUUUCUCCAGUUUCCUUUUAUAGGCCCUCUGAGCUAUGAGUUUUCCUCUUAGCACUGCUUUCAUUGUGUCUCAUAAGUUUGAGUUGUGCCUUCAUUUUCAUUAAAUUCUAAAAAGUGUUCAAUUUCUUUAUUUUUUUCCUUUAGCAAGUUGUCAUUGAGUAGAAUGUUGUUCAGCUUCCAUGUGUAUGUGGGCUUUCUGUUGUUUUUGUUGUAUUUGAAGAUCAGCCUUAGCCUGUGGUGAUCUGAUAGAAUGCAUGGGAUUAUUUCAAUCUUCUUGUAUCUGUUGAGGCCUAUUAUGUGACCAAUUAUAUGGUCAAUUUUGGAGAAAGUACCAUGAAGAAGAAGGUAUAUUCUUUUGUUUUAGGAUAAAAUGUUUUAUCUGUUAAAUCCAUUUGGUUUAUAACUUCUGUUAGUUUCACUGUGUCUCUGUUUAGUUUCUGUGUCCUUGAUCUGUCUAUUGAUGAAGGUGGGGCAUUGAAGUCUCCCACUAUUAUUGUGUGAGGUGCAAUGUGUGCUUUGAGCUUUAGUAAAGUUUCUUUUAGGAAUAUGGGUGCCUUUGCAUUUGGAGCAUAGAUGUUCAGAAUUAAGAAUUCAUCUUGGUAGAUUUUUUUCUUUGAUGAGUAUAAAGUGUCCUUCCUUAUCUAUUUCAAUAACUUUUGAUUAAAAGUAUAUUUUAUUCAAUAUUAGAGUGGCUUCUCCAACUUGUUUCUUGGGAUCAUUUACUUGGAAAAUAUUUUUCCAACCUUUUACUCUGAGGAAGUUUCCAUCUCUGUCACUGAGGUGUGUUUCCCGUAUGCAGCAAAAUGCUGGGUCAUGUUUAGUAUUAAGUUAAUCAGUCUAUGUUUUUAUUGGGGAAUUGAGUCCAUUGGUGUUAAAAGAUAUUAAGGAAUAGUGAUUGUUACUUCCUGUUAUUUUUGUUGUUAGAGGUAGAACUAUAUUUGUCUAGUUCUCUUCUUUUGGACUUCUUAAAAGAAGAUUACUUCCUUGCUUUUUCUAGGAUGUAAUUUCUCUCCUUGUAUUGGACUUUUCCACCCAUUAUCCUUUGUAGAGCUGGAUUUAUGGAAAGAUAUUGUUUAAAUUUUGUCAUGAGAUAUCUUGGUUUCUCCAUCUAUGUUAGCUGAGAGUUUUGCUGGAUACAGUAGCCUGUGCUGGCAUUUGUGUUCUCUUAGGGUCUGUAUGACAUCUGCCCAGGAUCUUCUGGCUUUCAUAGACUCUGUUGAGAAGUCUGGUGUGAUUCUGAUAGGUCUGCCUUUAUAUGUUACUUGACCUUUUUCCCUUACUGCUUUUAAUAUUCUUUCUUUGUUUUGUGCAUUUGAUGUUUUGACUAUUAUGUGACAGGAGGACUUCCUUUUCUGGUCCAAUCUAUUUAGACUUCUGUAGGCUUCCUAUAUGUUUAUCUCUUUCUUUAGGUUGGGGAAGUUUUCUUCUAUAAUUUUGUUGAAGAUGUUUACUUGCCCUUUAAGUUGGAAAUCUUUACUCUCUUCAAUACCCAUUUUCUUUAGGUUUGGUCUUCUCAUUGUGUCCUGGAUUUCCUGGAUGUUUUUGGUUAGGAGGAUGGUUUUUGCAUUUUGCCUUUUCUUUGAUUAUUGUGUCAGUGUUUUUUGUGGUAUCUUCUGCACCCAAAAUUCUCUUUUCUAUGUCUUGUAUUAUGUUGGUGAUGCUUGCAUCUAUGACUCCUGAUCUCUUUCCUAGGUUUUCUAUCUCCAGGGUUGUCUCCCUUUGUGAUUUCUUUAUUGUUUCUAUAUCCAUUUUUAGAUCCUGGAUGGUUUUGUUCAAUUCCUUUGCCUGUUUGGUUGUGUUUUCCUGUAAAUCUUUGAGGGAUUUUCGUGUUUCCUCUUUAAGAGCUUCUACCUGCCUACCUGUGUUGUCUUGUAUGUCUUUAAGGGAGUUGUUUAUGUCCUUCCUAAUGUCCUCUAUCAUCAUCAUGAGAUGUGAUUUUAAAUCUGAAUCUUACUUUUCUGGUGUGAUAGGGUAUCCAGGACUUGUUGUAGUAGGAGAACUGGGUUCUGGUGAUGCCAAGUAGCCUUGGUUUCUGUUGCUUAUGUUCUUGUGCUUGCCUCUCGCCAUCUGGUUAUCUCUAAUGCUACCUUCCCUUGCUGUCUCUACUGGAGCCUCUUCCUCCUGUGAUCCUCGUUGUGUCAGAACUCCUCGGAGUCCAGCUGUCUCUGUGAUCCUGAGAUCCUGGGUGUGUCAGAGCUCCUGGGAGUCAAGCUUUCUCAGGAUGUUACUGGAGUGGGUGGGGAGCCAGAGCUCUGGGUUUGCUCUGGGCACAGGUGCAAACUAAAUGGAACAUAUGCCUCUGGCUGGGCAUGGGUUUGUGUUUUCCUGUUUCUUGUGGGGAUCCCAGUUUCCCUAUGUGUUAGGAAAGAUGUUGUGGCCUCAACUGUGAUCUUGAGUGUUUCAGAGCUCCAGUGCUCCUGGUUGUGUCCAGUCUCCUUGGAGUCUAAUUUCUACUGUGAUCCUGUGAUCCUGAGCUUUUCAGAGCACCUGGGAGUCGGGGUACCUCUGAGUGUUGUAAGAGUGGAUGCAGAUCCAGCACCCAAGGUCUACUCUCAGUCCAGUGGCUGGGCAGGGGUUCCUGCAUCCCUGGAUUCUGGGGGAACCCAGUUGCUCUGGGUGUUGGGGCAGACAUGGCCUCUCCUGUCAUCCUGGGGAUUUCAAAGCACAUGGAACUCCCUCUGGAUGUUGUAGGCGUGGGUGUAGAGCCAGAAACUCAGGUCUGCUCCAGGUGCAGGUUCAAACUGUAAUCCUUGGUGUGUUGGGGCAGAUGUUGUGCCCUCUUCACCUCUGUUCCUGGGCAUGUUAGAGUACUUGGGAGUGGAGCUUCCUUUGAGUGUUGUGGGACUGGGUAUGGAGCCAGCACCCAAGGUCUGCUCAGGGCACUGGUUCAGGGCAAGCUAAAUAGUUGUUGUUGUUUGUUUUAAGUUUUGUUUUUGUUUUGAAACCAAAGUUUCUCUAUGUAGCCCUGGCUGUCCUGAAAGUAGACCAGGCAGACCUUAAAGUUAAAAAUUCACCUGAUUUUGGCUCCCCAGUGCUAAGAUUAGAUGUGGGACAACAUCCCUGGCUUUUUGCUGCUGCUGCUUUUUGUUGUAGUUGUUGUUGUUUAUAUUAUCAGAUGGAAUACAGGUUUUUGUCCAUGUCAACAUAUGCUCUUGUGCUGAUCUUUCAUGUGUUGAAUUUUGAAAUUUGGCAGAGACUAUAGUCUAUUUCUCAGGAUGGCAUGUAUUCAUGACAUUAAUAGUACCUGUGCCUUCUGGGUCAUUGAAUUUCAGGUAUGUUAUAUCUUUCCUACCUGUUGUGCUUGUUUUGAAUUGUUUAAAAUGAAUAUUAGUAUUUUGCCUAUAUUCAUGAAGUCCUUAGGACAAAUCCUGCUCAGGGAUCUGCCUCUCUGAGACAUAUCCAUCAUGGUUGUGCUAACUGGUGCGCCACACUCCGUGAGGCUAAAGCUGUUUGCCGUUGCUCUUCUUCCAUGGACCUUGACAAAAGAUGACCUCAGAAUUCCCAUACUUGGAAUAAUGGAUAAUUGUGAGCCCCUAUAAUACAAUGACCUAUGAUGAUGUGCAUGUCAAUUUCACUUGGGAAGAGUGGGCUUUGCUGAAUCCUUCCCAGAAGAGUCUCUACAAAGAUGUAAUGCUGGAGACCUACAAGAACCUCACUGCUAUAGGCUACAAUUGGGAAGACCAUUAUAUUGAAGAAGAAUUUCAAAGUUCUAGAAGAUAUGGAAGGCAUGAAACAGGUUAUACUGGAGAGAAACCCUAUGAAUGUACUCAUUAUGGUACAGGCUUUGCAAGUCAUGGUCAUCUUCAAAGGCAUAAAGGAACAUACACUGGCGAGAAACCCUAUGAAUGUAAACAAUGUGGUAAAGCCUUUGCAUGGAACUGUCAUCUCCAAAUACAUAAAAGAACACAUACUGGAGAGAAACCUUAUGAAUGUGAUCAAUGUGGUACAGCUUUUGCAAGUCAUGGUCAUCUUCAAAGGCAUAAAAGAACACAUACUGGAGAAAAACCUUACGAAUGUAAUCAGUGUGGUAAAGCCUUUUCCCAACACAGUUCUCUACAAGUCCAUAAAAGAACACACACUGGAGAGAAACCCUAUGAAUGUAACCAAUGUGGUAAAGCCUAUGCACGUCACAGCCAUCUCCAAAGACACAAAAGAACACAUACUGGAGAGAAACCUUACGAAUGUAAUCAGUGUGGUAAAGCCUUUGCUUAUCACAAUAGUCUCCAGUACCAUACAAGAACACAUACUGGAGAGAAAUCUUAUGAAUGUAAGCAAUGUGGUAAAGUCUUUGUGUGCCGUGAUCAUCUUCAAAUACAUAAAAGAACACAUGCUGGACAGAAACGCUAUGAAUGUAAACAGUGUGGAAAAGUCUUUGCAUUUCAUAGUCAUUUCCAAAGACAUAAAAGACAUAUUGGAGAGAAACCUUAUGAAUGUAAUCAGUGUGAUAAAGCCUUUGCAAGCCACAAUAAUCUUCAAAAACAUAUAAAAAGACAUACUGGAGAGAAAUCUUAUAAAUGUAAUCAGUGUGAUAAAACCUAUGCACAUUAUAGUCAUCUCCAAACACAUAAAAGAAUUCAUACUGGAGAGAAACCCUACAAAUGUAAUCAAUGUGGUAAAGCCUUUUCCCAACACAGUUCUCUACAAGUCCAUAAAAGAACACACACUGGAGAGAAACCCUAUGAAUGUAACCAAUGUGGUAAAUCCUAUGCACGUCACAGUCAUCUCCAAAGACACAAAAGAACACAUACUGGAGAGAAACCCUAUCAAUGUAAUCACUGUGGUAAAGCCUUUGCUUAUUAUAAUAGUCUCCAGUAUCAUAAACGAGCACAUACUAGAGAGAAAUCUUACAAAUGUAAUCAGUGUGAUAAAGCCUUUGCAAGUCAUAGUAAUCUUCAAAAACAUAUAAGACAUACUGGAGAUUAUAAAUGUAAUCAGUGUGUUAAAACUUUUACACAUCACAGUCAUCUCCAAAGACAUAAAAGAACACAUACUGGAGAGAAACCCUAUGAAUGUAACCAAUUUGGUAAAAUAGUUGCACAACAUAGUACUUUCCACAGCAUAAAAAAAGCACAUAUGGGCUGGAGAGAUGGUUCCGUGGUUAAGAGCACUGAGUGCUCUUCCAGAGGUCCUGAGUUCAAUUCCCAGCUACCACAUGGUGGCUCGCAACCAUCUGUAAUGGAAUCUGAAGCCCUCUUCUGGUGUGCAUGAAGACAGCUACAGUGUGUUCAUAUGUAAUAAAUAAAUAAAUAUUUUUAAAGUACAUUUUUGAGAGAAACUCUAUAAAUAUACUGUAAGGUAAAACCUUUGCAGGUCAAAGUCAUCUUCAGAGGCAUAAAAGAAUUCAUACUGGAGAGAAACCUCAUGAAUAUGUUUAAUAUGGUGAAGCCUUUGCACUUUUAAAUUGUCUUCAUCAACUUGAAAGUAUUCAUACUGCAGAGAAAUUAUAUUAAUGUAAGCAGUGUGGUAAAGCCUCUGUGUUAUGGGUCCACUUAGAUCCAACACAAGUUAAACUCCAGAUCAAUGCAAAUGGCAAGAAUUAAUUGUAAUCAAGCUGUUACUGAUUAACUAGUGCUUUAGAACACAUUCUGGAGUUGAAUUGCAACCCAUCUUACAGAGCUUUUAAGCUUGAAAAGUAAAAACAUCUAUGCCAAGUUACAACUACAUUUUUCCACCAAUCAGGAUUUAGUGAUAGUAGCUUUCCUUAUGUGACUGAACCAUGCCAAUGGAUACAUCAUAUUCAUUUAUUCUUUUGUGGUUAGGAACCACAUGUUUGGGGGAACAAAAGAUGUUAAUAAAUGCUGUAGUUAGGAACUGUCAUGUUUUAGAGAGUAGAAGCCAUGGUUAGUUUGAUGUGCUAUGGAUAUGUGUAUAUUAUUUGAUGUUCAUUGCUUCUUUAUGUUCAUAUUAGUUACCAUUUGAUACUUCCUCUUGAAGUACUGCCUUCCAACGGAAUUAUCUCAAGAUGGUAGAUAAUGUAACAGCAAUGAGAUUUAUUAAAUAUUUUUCUGGGGUGUGUGUGUGUGUGUGUGUGUGUGUGUGUGUGUGUGUGUGUGUGUAAUUUGAUUAUUGUUUUGUGGGCCAUGAUGGAUAGAUGGAGACUGGAAAACAACUUUCUACUUUGACCAUCUUUCUAUGGUGAUAAAGGUCAGGUUGCCAGCUUUGCACACUACAGAAAUUUCCCGCUGAUCCAUCUCACUGAUGUUCAAAGAAGAUUAGUUAAAACAUUUCAUUAGUAAAAUAUUGUCUUCUUUUCAGAUUGUAAACAUAUUGUCAUCUAAGGAUCGAGAACAGGGUGACUUUAAUAAUAAAUCAUAUUUGCAAAUGAAAA
Messenger RNA from Rattus norvegicus (Norway rat), 12667 nucleotides. The record is from RefSeq and is a predicted model, not a curated record. NCBI's taxonomy places the organism in Eukaryota, Metazoa, Chordata, Mammalia, Rodentia, Muridae.